Molecule: messenger RNA, 1800 nt
Organism: Diversispora eburnea
Lineage: Eukaryota; Fungi; Glomeromycota; Glomeromycetes; Diversisporales; Diversisporaceae
Source: the annotation of a GenBank genome assembly
AUGAAUUGGACUAGUAGUAAAAGAGGUCGACUAAAAAUUAAAGUUGAACAACAAAAACAAAGAGAAUUCUUCAAUCGUCAACGUCUCAAGAAAAUACGUACACUCUUGAAACCUAACUCCAAGUAUUCAAAAACAUUACCAAAUAUUAAUGUAGUUAGAAAAAAUUGCAUUAAAAAAUUAUCUAGUAGGGAUAGUAAUAUUUCAACUGAUCAUGAAAGCGAUAAAAAAUCAUUAUCGGUUUCACUUUCUUUGAAACAUUCUAAACUUCGAAAGUCAUCUAUGGAGGACUAUACAAUUAAAAGUUAUCAUGAUUCUGAAAUUAAUGAAAUGAAUUACAGUAAAGAUAAGAAUAUUGAAGAUUCUUGGAAUAUGAUUUCUGACAUUGAAAAACGUAAACAAAAUCUUUUACGGGACAAUAAUUGGGCGGGAAUUAAUUAUUUAUCUUUAUCUAAAAAUUUCAUUAAUCCCGAUAAAUUAAAUAAAGAGAAACCAAGAAAUUCUAAAAGUAUUAGAAAAUAUUCAAUACAAUCAAAUGUUUCUUCUAGUAGUAGAAAUUCAGAACGACAAGGAAGUGUUGAUAAUACAAUGGAUAAUGAUAAUGAACAAUUCACUAUAAUAAAUUCAAUGUCACCUUUGGGAGGACUUACUACAUUGGCCCCAUCUGUUAGCGCAGAAACAUUGAAAUGGAAUGAAUUCUUAAAUCAUUCCAAUUUAUCUGCUGAAUCCAUAAACGAUUUCGAUUUCGUCCAAACAAAUCAAAAAACAUCUCAUUUAAAUCCUUUAGAUCAAAAUGAUGUCAAUGAUGUCAACAUCAUUCAAGAAACAAAUCAAUCGACCCCUUCUUUAAUUUCAAAAACCAUUACAACUUCUGGAUUUCACUCUAUUGAUUCUAUUGAGCCUAAAUCUAUUAUUAAGACAAGUACUGAAUGGGAAAAAAAAUUAUUACUUGAUGAUGAAAGCGUUGAUAGCGUUCAGCCGUCUUUUAAUUCAGAUUAUUAUGAGACAACAAAAUAUAAUUCUCAACAGAAUAAAAUUAACAAAAAAAUUCCUGAAAACCAAUUAAAAGAUGAUGAAUUAGAAUUGUCUUCACAAACUAAUGUUGGUAUGCAAAAUGAUAGUUCAGUAAAUACACAGGGAGCGACAGUUUAUGCAGAGGACGAAUUAAGAUUAUCAAUUGAUAGCGAUUAUGAAGUUAUCGACAAGAAUGCUUUGAAUCGCAUUCAUAACCUUGAAAUUAAAAAUGCUAAUCUUCAAUUAGAAAUUAGUUUAUUAAAGCAAGAUGUGAAAUGGUUAAUGGAAACUGUAAAUAAUUGUGAUGAGUUUACAAAGAAAAUAAAACAAUUCAACCUUCAAGAAUUACUAAAAAAGUUAGAAAUAACUGAUAUUAAAUCCUUUAACGUGAACGAACCUUAUGAGAGAAACGAAGAAAGGGAUGGUAUUAGAUGUAGCUCUAUGCAGCUUGAAGAUUUAAAUAAUAAAAAACAAAACAAUGUCGAAUUAAUAUCAAAAAUUGAAAAAAUUCAUCUUUUAACAUCAUCAACAUCACCACUUUACGAAGAUCAUCAUUCAGUAGAAAGUGAAAUGGAAUUUACAGAAUCACCAACAUUAAGAUACCAAACGAAAAAGCAUAAUAAUUGGAUGCAUUCGUCAUCUGGUAUUAUUGAUGAUAACACUUCACCUUGCACCAUGAAUAAAGAUACGCCUUUGAUGUCUAAUAACGAAGAAUAUGAUGGAUUGGAUGAAAAUAAUGAUGAUCCACAAAAAUAUCUUGAGUUUGAUUAUGAAGAAAUAAAAGAAUAA